AUGAAUAAACAAUUCCAAAAAUAUUUUUUCUCAACAUAAUAGAAAUCUUUAAAUUAAUUCUACAUCCCUAAUAAGGUUUAACCUUUGCAAUUUAAUCCUCAAUCCAACUCUCCAGGUACCCUAUCCCCUAAAAUAUAAAAAAAUUCCCCCUGGACAAAAGACGAAGUAAUUGAAAGUACCGAAAAACAUGUAGUUUUUACCUGGGGAGCUACCGAUACUAUGAGAAAAUCAGCAAAAGACUUCGUAAGAGGUGAAGGUAUAUAUUUAAUCGACUAUGCCGGCAAUAAAUACAUUGAUUGGACUUCUCAAGCAGUUUCAAAUAAUUUAGGUUAUACAAUUCCUGAUUCUAUCCAUGACGCGAUUUCUAAAUAAUUAAAAACUCUUCCAAAUUUAUACGGUGGUCUUACUAUAUCAGAACCAAAAGCAAAAUUAGCAUAAAUCCUAAACGAUAUAACUCCUUCUAAUAUAACCGGUUUCCUAUUUCCAUGUACUGGUAGUGAUGCUAAUGAAGUAGCUAUUAGGGCCGCUAGACGUUUUACUGGAAAAUAAAAAAUACUUACUAGAUAUAAAUCUUAUCAUGGAGGGAGCAUUGGUUCAUUGACUGCUACUGGGGAUUUUAGGAGGUAAUUCGCUGAAAAUGGAGUUUCUGGUUUUGUAAAAUUCUUUGAUUUCUAAGCAAUGUAGUUUUAAUGGGGGAAGAAUUAGGAAGAAAGUAUUAAUAAUUAUUUGGCUUAUUUGGAAGAAUUGAUUAUUAAUGAAGGACAUCAUACUGUAGCAGCUAUUAUGAUUGAAACUAUUACUGGAAGUGGAGGUGUUUUAAUAAAUCCGGACGGUGUUUUGAGAGGAAUACGUAGUUUAUGUGAUAAAUAUAAAAUUUUGCUUAUUUUAGAUGAAGUUAUGGUUGGUUUGGGAAGAACAGGAGAAUUUUUCAGCUUUUAAAGCUAUGAAGGAAUUGUACCUGAUAUUUUUACAUGUGCUAAAGGGAUAUCUGCAAGCUUUUUACCAUUAUCAGGAGUCGGGUUUUCGAAAGAAAUUUAAGAUUACUUCAGAACAAAUGCUUUGGGAUGGGGAACUACUUUCUAAGCACAUCCAGUAUCAUGCGUUUGUGGAUUAGAAGUGAUUAAAUAUAUGAUUGAUAAGGAAAUUAUCUAACAUGUGAAGAAAUUGGAAAAAACCAUGCAUAAAAGAAUGGAAGGAUUACUGUAGAAACAUAAUUGUUUAAGAUAAGGGAGAGGAAGGGGACUUUUUGGAGCUUUCGAUAUUGUAGGAAAAGAUGGGUAGCUGAUUUAAAUGAAUUAUAGUGAUCCGAAUCCUGAACCAGUUAUAAAGUUUAAAUAAAGAUUAUUGGAAAAUGGCAUCUUUAUGUGGGUAAGGGCACCUGUUUUACAUUGUGCACCGCCUCUUAUUAUUACUGAAAGUGAACUUAAUGAUGGGUUUGAUAGACUUGAUGAUGCUUUAAAAGUUAUGGAUCAUUGAUUUUUUAUUUUUUAAUGUUUUUUAUUUAAAUUUAUAAAUAUUAUAUUGUUUUAUUUUAAA
Molecule: messenger RNA, 1536 nt
Organism: Ichthyophthirius multifiliis
Lineage: Eukaryota; Ciliophora; Oligohymenophorea; Hymenostomatida
Exons: 1
Cellular component (GO): cytosol
Molecular function (GO): pyridoxal phosphate binding; transaminase activity
Source: RefSeq, a predicted model, not a curated record